Acipenser ruthenus (sterlet) is the source of this 602-nucleotide messenger RNA. Its product is annotated as NADH dehydrogenase [ubiquinone] 1 beta subcomplex subunit 7. The record is from RefSeq and is a predicted model, not a curated record. Lineage: Eukaryota; Metazoa; Chordata; Actinopteri; Acipenseriformes; Acipenseridae. Bases 127 to 492 code for a protein of 121 amino acids. Gene Ontology annotation, cellular component: mitochondrion. The transcript is spliced from 3 exons.
GAACUUGACCGAUCCGGUAGUAGUAAGCAUAUGUUUUCGGAGAGACGGUGGAGGUGACCCGUCUGUCUGUAGGACACACCGAAAAAAACGAAACCGAGCUGGAGCGGGUCAGACCAUAACGUCGCCAUGGGAGCGCACCUCGUCCGCAGCUACGUGACCAAUCCGGACACCGAACCGGACCCCUUGAAACCGGCCGGGUUUGCCCCCGAUCUGGGAUUUGCAGAGAGAAAAGAGCGAGUGAUGGUAGCCACACAGGAGCAGAUGAAUGAGGCUCAGUUGCCCGUCGAGCAGCGAGAUUACUGCGCUCACCACCUCCUCAAACUAAUGAAGUGCAAGAGAGACAACUGGCCCAACUUCCUAGCCUGCAAGCAUGAGCGCCAUGACUGGGAUUACUGCGAGCACCAGGACUAUGUGAUGCGGAUGAAGGAGUUUGAGAGGGAGCGCCGUCUUCUGAUGAGAAAGAAGAGGAUAGAAGAAGCAGAGGCAGCCUGAUACUGGAGACCAUCACCCCCAGCAAGCUGCACGUCCAGGCAGGAGAAAGGCAUCUGUUUCUGUACAUAAUCUUAUUUACACAAAUAAAACCUAAAUGGAUCCAACAUAAA